AUGAAAGGUAAAAAAUCCUCAACCGCCGGUAAUACUUCAUCAGACGUUAAAAAACCAAUCGAACGUAGUAAAAAGUUAGCAUCAGCUUCAUCAGAAACAAAUUUAAAAAAACGUGAAGUCACAAAACCUACAUCAUCUUCAGGUAAAAAGCGUCCUGAAUUAAAAAAAUCUUUACCGAAUCCUGAUGACGCUAAAAAAUCAUUGUUCAGACCUGAUGGAACUCAAAAUCAUGUAAUGGAACAUGACGUAACUCAGUUAUCUGAACAUGCCAAAAAUCAUUUAAAUAUUAACGCUAAGUCAGAAAAUACAACAAAAAAUCGAACUGCCCAAGUUAAACCUUUAGGUGGAAUUGACGUUUCGUCAAGUGUCAAACCUUUAGUUAACAAAAAUAAACCGACAAUAGGUACCAAAAAAAGACCAUCUUCAAUUAAGACAUCGCCCACAAUAUCCACAAAUAGUAAGGAGAAAAUUUCCGCAAAAUCUCCAACAAAGAGCAGGCAUGACAUUCCUGCAACAGAUAAUAAAAGCAAGCGACGUAAUUCUACGACAAUUUUCGAAUCUCCUAAAGAAUUUUCGUCCAACAUUUCUAGGCAUACUAGGCGUCGUAAUUCUACGACAAUUUUCGAAUCCCCUAAAUAUUCGUCCAACAUUUCUACCGUCGUAUCUUCUCGAUCAGCCGCUCACAAGCGUGCAACAUUUGAACACACAAGACAACAUUCAUACACAACACCUAGUAGUGUAACUCCAAAUUUAACUUCCAUUUCUGAAAUUCCAAAAGGACAAGAUUUUGUCCCACCUUUCACAUCUGAAAUUACCAGACAACAUGUAUCCACUACCCCGAUUGGUGCUACAAGAAGAGUUUCAAAUGCUUCUUCUGUAACUUCGGAAGAUAGUUUAUUUCCUUUAUCUCCUACUUUUUCAUCUGCAACUUCUGAAGGCAGUUAUUAUCGUAUUUCUAGGUCUUCUUCUAUGGCUUCAGAGAAUGGUUAUAACUUUAAUUCUUAUUCUGAUGAAUUAGAUGAUUUUAUACAAAAUGAUUAUUUGGAUAAAUUUUCGUCUUUAGUUGUGAAUAAUUCUUUAUUUAAAAAACCUAGAAAAAGUUUUGGUUCACGAGAAGAUUUUGAUAAAAACCUUGAAGAAAUUUUGAACGAAAUUCUUUAUAAUACUGAUAUAAAAGAAAAAUCUUCGGAUUCUUCUGUGAGUGUUGAAACGUCUGCAAAGAAAGAAAUUCUCGCUGAUGAUAAAAAACAAAAAUCACCGGGUUCUUUUGUGAAAUUUGAAGUAUCUUCAGAGAAAGAAAUUCUCUCUGAUGAUAAAAAACAAAAAUCGCCAGAUUCUUUUGUGAAUUUUGAAGUAUCUACAAAGAAAGCUAUUCAUGAUAAAUCAGAUGAAUCUUCGGCUUUGGUGGUAGAAAGUAGUAAACCAUGUGAGGUAACUACUAAUAAUCCAAAUUCAAGUGAUGACGACGAAGACAUUAAUUAUAGUGAUAUUGAUGAUGAGAUUGAAAAGUUGAUGAAAGAAAUCGAACAAGAAGAAUUAGAAAUUAAGAUGAUGGAGAGUUUGGAAAAUGACGCGUCAACUGUAGAAAAAAUUGAACAAAGUACUACUACAUCAUCUCUAGAAAAUGGCAAUCUUAAAGUUGAAAAUCAAGUUGAAAUAAAAGAUGAAUCUGGUGAAUGUGAAAAAAGUUUCGACGUUACGGAAAAAUUAUCGAAAGAAAUUGACCAAAAUGAAUUCAAGAAUGAAACUUUACAAGAUGAGGAAACUUUACAAGACGAGGAUUUUAAAACAUAUUCUGAACUUCAAUAUCCUAUAGGGUCAUCUGAAGAUAACAUAAUGCAGGAAAAUUAUGCAGAUACCAAUAAGACAUUAGAUGUUGUAUUAGAAGAUCCUUUAAAAUUCUUAAAAAAUAAUGAUAUGAAAAUUGAAGCAUUCGAAGUUGUUAACGAAAAUGUGAAUAUAGUAGAGCCGCACAAUAUUACUUCAGAAUAUAUGGAACCUCACGAUAGACAAUAUGAUUUUGACCUACAAAAUAAAAUGCAAACUUCUCAAUUAUUAGACUGUCACGUUGAACAAGAUAAACCAACUGAUGAAAUAAUCGAUACAAAUAAAAAUAUAAUGGAAUCUCAGGAAAAUCAGCUUGAGAAACAUGAGUUGUAUAAAGAAGUAGUUGAAGAUACUAAUGAAGUUAUUGAAAAUAUUGAAUCACGUGAAGAAUGCGGUCAUCAACAAAUUGCAAGGUUGGAAGACGUGUUUACUGAACAAGAGGAACAGUCCAAAUAUCAUGCAUCAACUUUUGAGCAUGAUGAAGAGAAUGCAAAAUCAGCCGUUCAAACACCUUCAGACAGCGCUCAAGACUUCACUCAGGAUAAUGUUCAGGAUAACAUACAAGAAAGCAUCCAAGAUAACAUACAAGAUAACAUUCAAGGUAACGUGCAAAUUGAAAUUCAAGAUAGCACUCAAGAUAAUAUUCAAGAUAACGUCGAAGACAACAUUCAAAAUAACAUUGAAAAUAACGUGCAAAAUGAAAUUCAAGAAAUGCAAAGUAAUGUCCAAAAUAAUAUGCAAGAUGGAACGAUCGUUAUAUUAUCUAAAGACACAGAUAGUCAAUAUGAACAAAAGGUUCAACCAGAUGAUACCGUAGAACAAUUUAAGCCAGAUGAUACCAUAGAACAAUUUAAGCCAGAUGAUAUCGAGGAACAAUUUAAGCCAGAUGAUAUUGAGGAACAAGUUAAGCUAGAUGACGCUGCUGAACUAGUUAAGCUAGAUGACAUCGCUGAACAAGUCAAGUCAGAUGAUACUGCUGAGCAAGUCAAGUCAGAUGACAUCGCUGAACAAGUUAAGUCAGAUGAUACUACCGAACAAGUUAAGCUAGAUGACACUGCUGAACUAAUUAAGCUAGAUGGCAUCGCUGAACAAGUCAAAUCAGAUGACACUGCUGAACAAGUUAAGUUGGAUGACACUGCUGAGCAAGUCAAAUCAGAUGACAUUGCAGAACAAGUCAAGUCAGAUGACACUGCCGAACAAGAUGACAUUGCUGAACUAGUUAAGCUAGAUGUCAUCGCUGAACAAGUCAAGCUAGAUGAUACUGCUGAGCAAGUCAAGUCAGAUGACACUGCUGAACAUGUCAAAUCAAAUGACAUCGUAGAACAUGUCGAGUCAGAUGAAUAUGUCAUAUCAAAUGACAUCGUAGAACAUGUCAAGUCAGAUGACAUCGAAGAACAUGUAAAGUCAGAUGAUAUCGUAGAAUAUGUCAAGUCAGAUGAUAUUGCAGAACAUGUCAAGUCAGAUGACACUGCUGAACAUGUCGAGUCAGAUGACGUCGCAGAACAUAUCAAGUCAGAUGAUACUGCUGAACAUGUCGAGUCAGAUGACGUCGCAGAACAUGUCAAGUCAGAUGAUACUGCUGAACAUGUCGAGUCAGAUAACAUUGCUAAGCAAGUUAAAAUAGAUGACGCUGAAAUAGUUAAUCUAGAUGAUAUCGCUGAACAAGUUAAGCUAGAUGAUAUCGCUGAACAAGUCGAGUCAGAUGACAUUUCAAAACAAGUCAAGUCAGAUGACACUGAUGAACAAAUCGAGUCAGAUGACAUCACGGAACAAGUCAAGUCAGAUGACAUCGCAGAACAAAUUAAGCUAAAUGACAUCGCAGAACAGGUCAAUCCAGACGUUGUGGAUAUUAAAGAAUCAAUAGAAGAAGCAAUAAUGGAGUUUGUAGAGAGCUUAGAGCAUGAUAAUAAAGUACCUUCUAUAAUGUCGCUAGAAAAUCCAAAGCAAGAUGAGCCAUCAUCUACACUUUACAAUUAUAUAAACCAUAAUGAACAAAGCGAAUCUCUUGUUCAUACAUCGCAUGAUACUGAAGACUUUUCUAUUUCGUCGACAUCAAGAAAUGUUGAUACAAAUUUAUUUAAUCAAGAAAUAAUUACUUCACCUAUUAUAUCAACGGUUCAAAAUGAACUCAUUGAACAUGAUAUGUCAAUUGUUAAUAAUUCUGAAGAUAAUAAAGAGAAUAAAAUUCAUAAAGAAUGUGUUAUAGAUACUGAACAAACAACGAUGCAGGUUGAUUUAGAUGUUACAAUUUCCGAAAAGAUAAAAGAAUCUGAGGAUAAUGAAAUACCUCAAUUACAAAUUUCAUCAUCAAAUAAUCCUAAAAAAUGUAAAGGCAAGGCACCAGUUAGACCUUUUAAUAAAAAGAAACUUGAUGAUGAUGAAAAGCAUGGCGAAAUUGUACAACAAAGUGCUUUAACAUUAGACAUUGUAGAUAAAAAAAAUUCGUUUAAUAAUUCACCUUUAAUUAAUCAUCAAAUUGAUCAGAAUAAAUUAAAUAUAAUACAAAAACCUAUAAUUGCUCAACAUGAUUGUUCGAGGUUGGUGGAUUUAAAAGCUACUCAACCUGAUGCAUUACCUGUAGGAAUUGCAUCUUUACCAUUAGUUAAUCAAUCAAUAGCUUAUUUAAUAUAUUAUCGAAGGCUCGUUGAAUGUUUUAUUCUUACUCUUAUAUUUGAUUUCACCAGGCCAUUCUUAAAUCCUAUUAAUUUUUGGCUUGAGUAUUGUUGCUUCCCCGUAUUGGCUUUUUGGUUAUUUCAGUUGGAGGCAGGAUUAAAUAUAUUAUCAUGGGGUCUCUCUCGAAAAUAUCAACGAAAUGUUAUUGCACAUUGGGAACAAUUGUUGUCUACAAAUAUUGUAAAUCAAUUGUCAACGGGUAUGGAAUCCUUGAAUAAACCUUUGGAUCUAUCUGAUCAGCGAGAACGUAAUUUUAAUUUAGAUAGAGCGGAGUUUCUCCUAUUUCUUUCUUCCCUUUUAUAUUGUCGGGACGAUAAUAUGGUUCACAAUGCACAUGAAACACUCACUAAAUUAAAUUCAAAGAAAAAAAAGCCAACUGAUAGAGAUUUACGAACAAUAUUAAAACUUCUUCAUGAUAGUGAAAACUCAAUUAGAGCACAAAUAAAACAGUUUGAUCUUAAUUUUACCUCUAUAUCGGAAUUGAAUCAUCUUGGUGGUUGCUAUGCUGGCAUGUUUUGGUCUGAGAAAGAUAACUUUAUUGUUGUGGCAUUUCAAGGAACAACUACAACUAGUUUUGCUCAAAUGUUAACAGACAUGACAUUCCAACGUAUGGAUGCAAGGCCAUAUCUUUUUGGUAAAGUUCAUGAAGGCUAUUAUAAAUCAUUAUUUGAAACCAAUAAUUUAAAUCAUUGUGCUGCAUUAAGAAUGGCUGAUACAAUUCGAAUUAAAGUAGCAGAACUUAAUCAAAAGAACAAUAAUCCAGUAAAUUUAUGGAUAACAGGACAUUCUAUAGGUGCAGCAUUUGCAACAUUAUUUUAUACUUGGUUAAUGAAGACACCUACAAUGUUAAAUGAAAACUGUAUUUUACGUGAUGCUUUCACUUUUGCAAGUCCCCCUUGUGUUGAUAAUGAAUUUUCAACAGAAUUUUCUUCUUUAAUUAAUAAUCCUGAAAAUAAUGGUAAAACUUUAUGGAGAAUUAUUACCGAUGAUGAUUUAAUUCCUAAAAUGCCUCCAACUUUUGAUAAUCGAAAUAUUAAACGUUUUACAAGAAGAGUUGAAGUUUUAAAUAAUUCUCAUAUUGGAAAUGAAGUUCGAUUUUUUCAUGAUGGUAGAAAACCUAUAUCAAAACAACAUCAUUUAUUCGGUAAUAAUAAAUUAUUAUUAGGUCAAGGAUUAAAAUUUAAUCAGUUAAAAAAUUUAUUGGAAAACGGCGAAUCAUCAAAUUUACAAAAACUUAUUACGAGACCAUUAAGAAAGUUGGAUUUGAUCGAAAAGUCUAUUCCUAAUUGUUUCUUGAAUCAUAAAUCUUAUAGAUAUUUUGAGGUUUUGGAAAAAUCGAGACGAUAUUUCGAGUUAGAUAAUCAGUGA
Molecule: messenger RNA, 5868 nt
Organism: Dentiscutata heterogama
Lineage: Eukaryota; Fungi; Glomeromycota; Glomeromycetes; Diversisporales; Gigasporaceae
Source: the annotation of a GenBank genome assembly